AUUAGAUUUGAUGUUUUUGUUGUUGCUGUGCUGUCAUGGCGUAAUUUUCGUUGUUCUGCUUAGAAAACACAUACAUAUAUUAAAAAAUCAAAAUUCCUGACUAAUUCUUAAAAAACAAAUAAGAAAGUGUAAAUAAAGAGUGCUAAGCUAAAGGUGAUCCAUUAUAUUAUUGUCUAUUUGAACAAAAAGUUCAGAUAGCAUAAAAUGAGUGAAUUCUUUAAAUCGGCAAUGGGCUAUUUUAAUACAGCCCCAAAUGCCAACGUUAUUGGAGAUACUGUGAAUAGUAACCCUGGUACUGGUACUCCAGUAGCAAAUAUAACGACAAACGAGUUUUGUGGGCAAAUUGUUGAAGUGGCAGGACAUAAACUACGCGUGAAGCGGGUUAUAGCAGAAGGCGGAUUUGCAUUUGUAUAUGUGGCGCAAGAUGUGCAGACUGGUAAAGAAUACGCCCUCAAGCGUCUCAUAGGAACUGAUAAGCAAGCUUGCAAUGCCAUUAUUAACGAAAUUAACACACAUAAACAACUUUCUGGACACCCAAAUAUUGUUGCAUUUGUUGGUGCAGCAUUUAUAGACAAAACUACAGGACCUCAACAGCGCGCAGAAUAUUUACUACUAACGGAACUUUGCAAUGGUGGUUCUCUAAUUGACUGUCUGAAUGUAUCAUUCGAUCCAGCUUUAGUUUUGCGCAUUUUUUAUCAAGCAUCACGUGCUGUGGCACAUAUGCACACACAGGCGCCACCCAUAAGUCAUCGGGAUAUUAAGAUUGAGAACUUUCUUAUCAGCAACGAUAAACAACUAAAACUAUGUGAUUUUGGUUCAGCCACUAAGGAAACAUAUGCGCCAACCAUUGAUUGGGGAGCAAAACAACGUAAUUUACUUGAGGAUCAGUUAAGUUCUGUUACGACACCCAUGUAUCGCGCACCCGAAAUGCUAGACACCUGGUCCAAUUACGAAAUUGGUAUAAAAGUUGAUAUCUGGGCUUUGGGAUGCAUUCUAUAUGCUUUAUGUUUUCAAAAACAUCCUUUUGAAGAUUCCGCAAAACUGCGUAUUGUAAAUGGAAAUUAUAUUCUGCCUACUGAUUCUCGUUUUCAAUGUUUUCAUGAAGUUAUCAAAGGUUGUCUGAAUGUAAAUCCAGCGCAUCGCUUUAAUAUAUCGAUGGUGCUAGAACGUUUGGCUGCUAUUUCUGAAACGAAAAAUUGGUCGCUCAAAGGUGCUCUUGAAUUGCAGGGGAAACCCAUAGAAUCUCCACAGUCCAGAAGUCCGGUAAACGGCACAAAUCCUGCAAAUAUUAGUGGUGGUAGUGCUUCAAGACCUCCUCCAAAUACAUCUAAAGUGGUUGAAGGAAGUAGCAAAUCUAGUUUCUAUAUGGAUGAUCCUACAGAUGCGCAGCCACAAUCGCAACCGGCUAAUAAUCCUGCAAGCAUGCAUCCAGCUGGUAAUGCCAGCAGCACAUCAAAUACUAGUUUGUUCUCGUCAUUACGUGGUGGUGCUGGUAGUUUUCUGAAAAAUCUUAAGGACACCUCAUCAAAGGUAAUGCAAACAAUGCAGCAAACUAUAGCGCGUACGGAUUUAGACAUCAGUUACAUAACUUCACGUGUUUUGGUGAUGCCUUGUCCAUCGGAGGGCUUCGAAUCGGCCUACAAAACUAAUAACAUCGAAGAUGUACGUUUAUCCAUUGAAAGUCGGUUUCCACCGCAAAAAGUGAGCAUUUACAAUUUUGGCCCCAGCAACUGUCCACGUUUACCACCGCCAGUGCGCACUGUCGAAGUCGGUUCAAUAUAUGCUUGUCCGCAAGCGCAUUCGCCCAGUUUGCAAGGCAUAUAUUCGGUUGUUGAAGACAUGUAUGGAUUCUUAAAAGCCGAUCCUAAAUCGAUAGUUAUUGUACAAACGAGCGACUCAGGCGGUUGUUCCGCCGCUACAAUAGCUGCCGCACUACUUAUGUAUGCAAACUUAAUUAACGAGCCCGAGGAUGCGGUUCAAGUGUUUGCUGUAAAGCGACACCCAAUCAAUCUGAGACCAUCCGAGUUCCGUUACUUAUAUUAUUUUGGCGAUAUCUUGCGUCCAACACCACUGUUACCACAUUACAAAAGUAUCAACUUGGUUUCAUUGAGCUGCCAGCCAGUGCCACGCAUGACAAAAGCCCGAGAUGGUUGUCGGAUUUACAUGGAAGUCUACUGCAAUGACCGACUCUUGCUAAGCACUUUGCAGGAUUAUGAGAAAUUGAGGUUAUAUAUGUCCGGACCUGGCAAAAUCACACUGCCCAUUAAUCUAACAGUCUGCGGCGAUCUGAUAAUCGUGCUUUAUCAUGCACGCAACGCGCUCAAGGGUAUGGUGCGUCCACAGAGUUUGAAGAUAGGGCAAUUUCAAAUAAAUACUGGUUUCAUACCGGAACAAGAAACAUUGAUCACAUUUUCAUCGCACGAUUUGGAUGACUUGCCUGAUGCCGAUCAGGUGCCACCCGAUUUCUCUGUUUCGCUUUCACUGACUUUCACGGACAACGAAUGCCCGCCAAGCAGAAAUCCCCCUUGGGUACCAGCCAAACCCAAACGCAACGCACAACAUCUCUUCAGUUCACAGCUGGAGUUCGAAGAAAUGGUGGAUAAUUUUGUAACGAAGCCAACUUCCAAUCAACAAGUGCCACCCCCAAGACCGCAACUUGCAACGCAAACUGUACAAAAACCAGUACGUCCCAAUACGCCGCCUAUUUUACCGGAUGUUACUGAAAUACGUCACGAGUAUGUGCAACGUGUCCAACCGGAACCAUCGCCACCAAUAGAUUUGCUUAAUCUGAAUCAGCCGCAACCACAGCUGCCGGCGCAAGAUCCUCAGGCAACAGCUAUGCCGUCAAGCGAUGCCAGUUUUGAUUUACUUGGUGCAUUUGGUGAUGACACCUCAUCUGGUAUUGGCUCUGCACCCAUUCCUGAUAUCUUAGAAAACAAUGUGCAGCCCACUUCAACUGCCGAUUUAGAUGAUAUAUUCGGCUCGGUUGCCGCAACGGCACCAAAAAUAAGUGUGGAAUUCAAUAGCUUUGGCGGAGGAGCACAGUCGCCACUCGCCGAUACCGACGCAACAGCUGCCGCAAACACGUCCAGACCUAAAGUAACACCAACCGCGGCAACGGGCGCCUUCUUCGGUUCAGUACCAACGUUCAACACGAACAACAGCAAGGAACCGUCACCACAAAACUCAAAAGAUCCAUUUGCUGACAUUGCCAAUUUGGCCUCCGGUCUCAAUAUCAACUUUAAUCCGCACACGCUAGGCAGUAAAUCAACAGGUGCUACACCAAUCGGUACCAGUCCUUAUACCACACAAUUCUCUAGCCCAACACACAAUACAAACAGCGUCCGAACACCACAGCCGUCGCAACCAACAACCACAGCCUCACCGAAUCACAUGAAAUCACCAAGUGGCGUUGGUAAUUUUGGUGCGUCAUUUACAAGUGGCGCAGCAUUCUCCACACCUUCGGGUCAAAAUUCGAACCGCCCGUCGCCACAACCCACUGCAGCUGCGGCAGGCGCAAAUAUGCAAUCGAACCGGCCCGAUUAUAGUCGCUCCAACUUCGACACUUCGAAACCCGCACAAGGCGCUGGUCCACAAACUAAAAAUGCUGACAUUUUUGCCGACAUACUGGGUGAACAAGGUUAUAAAUUUGGUAGCAAAAUGAAUCAAGGACCUCGCUCCAUUAACGAAAUGCGUAAGGAAGAUCUUAUAAAGGAAAUGGAUCCGGAAAAGGUUAAAAUUAUGGAAUGGACUGAAGGCAAGAAGAGCAACAUACGUGCGCUGCUUUGUUCCAUGCACACGGUGCUUUGGACUGACGCAAAAUGGACCAAGUGUGAGAUGUCUACACUCAUAACGCCAGCCGAUGUGAAAAAGUCUUAUCGGCGCGCCUGCCUUGCAGUACAUCCGGAUAAGCAUAACGGCACGGAACAUGAGAGUAUAGCUAAAUUAAUAUUUAUGGAGUUGAACAACGCAUGGACUGACUUUGAGAAUGAUGCCACACAGCAAAAUUUAUUCAACACGUAAAAUGCAUAAUGCAAAUUCAUUGUCAUCAAGGCUCGGCAAGCAAAUCAAUUCUUAGUUAAUAUAAAGAAAUUUCAUAGAAAUUUUUAAUUUACAAUUGAGUAUAAAUAUUUCCUUGAACUAGUUUUUAAAUGACUGGUAUACAUACAUGCAUAUACACAUACAUAUAUUUAAAUGAAUAGGAAUCUUUAAUUAUAAGUUUCGAGUAAUAAUCUUAUACCAAUUGUAUUCAUAUACAUAUAUUUUGCAACAAGAAUUCUAAAAACUAAUAGCCAAUGUUUAUUUUUCAAAUGGUCUGAACAAUUUACUUAAUUUCUCUACUAAGAAAAUGCCUUAAAUAGUUACUAUUGUUAUGAAAUUAUUAUUUCACUUUUGAUUUCAAAUCAAAUGGUUAAACUACUCAAAACUAGUGCUACUGAAAAGUUUAAAAAAAAAAAACUCAUUUAUUUUAAAAUUGUGAUUUGCACAAAAAAACAUUGUAUAAAAGAAAUAUUUUUAAUUUUGUCAAACUGCUUAAAGAAAACAGUGAGAGUGAGAAAACCGGGUAACCAUAUGUAUUUGUUGGAAAAAAAAAAUUUUUUAAAUAUAUAAUUCAUUUACAUAAACGAAUUGGUAUUGUAUGUAAAAUGAAUUUUUUAUUUUUAAUAAUUGAAAAACUUGUUUUUUUUUUUAAUUUAGUAAUUUUCGCUUUAAAUGUGAAAUGAUAUGUGUUAAUACUUUUUGAAUGAAAGAGGAGUGUACUUUAAAUAUUUGACGCUUUUGGAACAACUGAAACCAGUUAAAAGUGUUAACAAGACAUAAUUGACUUUUUUGACACUUUUUUAAAAUCAGUUUGUGAGCAAUUAUACCGUUAAGCAGUGCGACUAAAACCUGUAAGCGAUUAUCUCGCCUUCAUUUAUAAAACGCAAAAUCAUUUGAUUUAUUUAUAACAGCUGAAUUCGUGAUGUGGUCAACAUUUGCGACCACAAAAAUAAUUAAAAUAUUUGCAAAUGCAUAAGUUAUUGGUAAUUGUACGGUUAUAUAUACUUAUAUAUAAUUAAAUUUAAGUUUUUUCUUCCGUACAAUAACUGAAUAUAUGAAAUAUAAAUUACUAGUAUUUUUUUUUUUUAAUUAAAUAAGUAUUAAAUACAAAUACAUAAAUAGGCUAGCGCUUUAUAUACUUUAAAUUUAAUGCAAUCAAAAAAUCUAAGUGCACCAUUCCAAAAUAAUUACAUAUUCAAUAUAGGAAUGAAAACGUUGCAUAUUUUGUCCGUGUGCAAUUUGAAGUCUCUUAUUAUAUUAUAGCAACAUACCUUAAUAAGAACUUUCCUAUAUUUUUACUAUUACUUAUAUUUACAUAAAAUCUGCAUACAAAAACGGAAGUGAUGAAAACGUAUCCAAUUAUUUACAAAGAAAUAAGGAAAAGAGGAAAAAGUUCAAAUACAUAAUAUACGUAAUGUAUGUAUGUAAAUUUUAUUGAACAUUUAUGGUGACUGCUCACAAAAUAGCCAAUGCUCAGACACCCAUAUUUAUGUAUGUAGGAUAGUUAGCAUAAGUGUGAAGAAAGAAAAUGCACAUUUAUAAGUUGUAAAUGGCAAAUGCAAUCAUAUUAACUUGCUGCAUACAUAUUACAUAUUUUUGUGGAGUUGUAUUAAAUGAAAAAUGUAUAAAAUAAAAUAAAAAACUGGAAAAAUCGUAUAUUGUUGAUAUUUCAUUACCCAUAUUUAUGACAUAGAACAUAAAAUAUUACCCAUGUGUCUUCGAAAGGACCGCCAGGAUCAAGAUCGGUUAUAAAAAUUGAACUAAAACUCAACUAAAGUUGUUAAUAGUUAUCGUUCUGAAUGUGAUUAAAUCGAUGACCCUUGUCAUUUCUCAAGGAAGGAAAGUAGCCGAAUUUAUAGUGAUUUCUGAACACAUGAAUGACGACAAGCGACGAGCAACAUCUGUCAAAUAUUAAAAUAUACGCGGGGCAUAAAACAUGCCUCAAAUAUUAUUGACGAAUGCUGCCGAUUUAACUGUCCUUGACCGGAUAAGCAUCCGGGUCCGUUCCUGUUACGUAAAACCGACUGUCGGGGAACGGUAUACGACUGCCUAUCGGCAAAAGUUACUUGCGAGACUUUUAACAUACAUACAUACAUAUAUUUUAUGAAUUUUGAAAUAAAUUUGUGUAUAUGGAUACAAAUUUACUACAAUUUCCUAUAUCCUAUAUCUAUGCCUAAUUAAAUUACAAGUUUUAAGCUGAAGGCCCAUGCUCCCCAGCAGGACAGGCAUAGUAUUCUUAAUCUUUUUGCUAAAAAAAUAAUAAAUAAAUAAACAAUGUCAAGUAGUUUUGGUGAGUGGUGCCGAGUUAACAGAUUCGCAUAUAAAUUCGGAUAUGGUCCGGUUCCGUAGACACUACUACAGUAUACAAUCUAUCUUCAGGGCUAUCGAGCUCGCCGGAACAGCUGAUACGUCACCAACUCAGGAGCUGUCAAAUAACUUAAGGUAUUUUACAUAAAUAACAAAUCAAAGGUCUGUUGUUUCAAUAUAAUAGAACAAUGAAAUAUAUAGAAGUGGGUUUAUCUCAGUGUUAUAAAUAUGAAAAUACUGUAAAAUUUUAAUAUUUAGUCAUAUAUGUAUACAACUCCUAAUUCAUUAUCGAAAAUGUUCGUAAAGGGUAUACUAUUUUGUAAAUAAACAUAUUAUUUAGCCAAUGUUGUCGCUCUAUGCAAAGAAGACUUUAUCAAAGUUUUCCACCUUUGUCGCUUUGCAGUUGCCAGGGAUGCAAUCGAUAGUAUGAGAGUAAACUAUUAAUUUUUGCUCGUGCAUACAUUACAUUUUUACUUCAAUUUACUUCAUUUUAAUAAUUUUUAUAUCAAAAAUAAUAUUAGAAAACUUUGUAAAAUUGCAUAAUUUGUGCUUAAAUUUCACUUUUAACUGAUUUUAAAAGCAACAUAAGAACUGGAGAUGAGAAACAGCCGCUUGCAACUACGCGCGACAUUUUCGUACCAUUUGUACAAUUCGCAAAUACUCCACUUUUAACGCUCCGUUGCAUAUUACUAUUGUAACAAGAAAGACAGUUUAGUAGUCUUGGGGUGUUCUUCUUCAAGGCAAGUUUUAUUAUUGGGAAAAUGGCGAUAGGACUCAAAUCGUUAAGAACUAUUGCGGACAUCUCGUGUAUUAUUGAUAAAGAAAAAGAGUAAAUUUCGAAUAUUUUUAAAGUGGAAAGUGAUAAAUAAAUGUUGUAAUUGUGAUUUGGACAAAUCUAAAUAUGGAAAAUCUCGUUAA
Messenger RNA from Zeugodacus cucurbitae (melon fly), 7266 nucleotides. It is a transcript of the gene aux, whose product is annotated as cyclin-G-associated kinase. Gene Ontology annotation, cellular component: cytoplasm. The coding region runs from base 205 to 4023 and encodes 1272 amino acids. NCBI's taxonomy places the organism in Eukaryota, Metazoa, Arthropoda, Insecta, Diptera, Tephritidae. The record is from RefSeq and is a predicted model, not a curated record. Gene Ontology annotation, biological process: regulation of clathrin-dependent endocytosis; positive regulation of Notch signaling pathway; protein phosphorylation. The transcript is spliced from 12 exons. Gene Ontology annotation, molecular function: ATP binding; protein serine/threonine kinase activity; AP-2 adaptor complex binding.